ACGAGCAAAGACAUGGUUUGUCCAUAAAAGCUAGUGCAAAGUUGAUGAAAUUUGUUGAAGACGGAAUGGAGAGUCCUUCCCCAUACCACUAUGCCUUAACAGCAUUUCACCUCAGUUUUAUUAUCAACCUUGUUUUCUCUGGUCAAGCAGUUGAAUCCCCGGAGUAUACACUGAUACACCAGCAAUCAGAUUUUGAGAUCAGACUAUACAAAGACAUCUCUUGGAUGUCUGCUCCUGUUCUCCAAGCAACUUCUUUUCAGAAAUCUACCAAAGCUGGCUUUCACAGGCUUUAUCAGUACAUUCAUGGUGCAAACCUCAACUCUACUCAGCUUGCCAUGACUGCUCCUGUUCUAACAACCAUCACAGAGGCACCACAUGGAUCUUCGUUCUUCGUGAAGAUGUCCCUGUCAGCUUAUUACGAAGGGACCCCUCCACAGCCGAAUUCUGAACUUGAUUUGCAGUUGGAGAAAUGGAGAGCAAAAUGCAUUGCAAUUAGAAAGUUUUCUGGGUUUGCCAGGGAUGAUAACAUUGGUGAAGAAGUAGAGGCUCUCGGGACCAGUCUAAAUGAGCACUGGAAUGGAACCUUGGAAAAUAAGAGUUCCUACACGAUUGCCCAGUAUAAUGCUUCCAACCAUCUCUCUGGGCGCUUCAAUGAGGUAUGGAUGGCGGUUUCUGGCUUUGGUGCAGAGGGAUGCUCAUCUCAUGGCAGCCAUGAUCAAGGGAAAUAUUGAUUUGCCAUGCGUAGAAAUUAGCAGCAUCUAGAAAACUGCUGAUUUGGUAAUGUGAUUACAUGAUCUUGGGAUGAUCAGUGAUUAUUAUGUCAAAAAAACAUCAUCUGGACAUGCCUCUUGUUAUUGAUAAUAAAAUGCUAAUGUGAUCAGA
Messenger RNA from Populus trichocarpa (black cottonwood), 882 nucleotides. RefSeq lists its product as uncharacterized. The record is from RefSeq and is a predicted model, not a curated record. Bases 45 to 731 code for a protein of 228 amino acids. The transcript has 2 exons. Lineage: Eukaryota; Viridiplantae; Streptophyta; Magnoliopsida; Malpighiales; Salicaceae.